Messenger RNA from Ictalurus punctatus (channel catfish), 1361 nucleotides. RefSeq names its product ATPase H+/K+ transporting subunit beta. Bases 137 to 1012 code for a protein of 291 amino acids. Gene Ontology annotation, cellular component: sodium:potassium-exchanging ATPase complex. Gene Ontology annotation, molecular function: ATPase activator activity. Gene Ontology annotation, biological process: intracellular potassium ion homeostasis; intracellular sodium ion homeostasis; sodium ion export across plasma membrane. Lineage: Eukaryota; Metazoa; Chordata; Actinopteri; Siluriformes; Ictaluridae. The transcript is spliced from 7 exons. The record is from RefSeq and is a predicted model, not a curated record.
CGUUGUGCCCACACGACGCAGAGACCAGGGGACGGGUAGCCCAAGUGAAAGAGGACAGCUUUUAAAUUAAUUUGUGAAAACUGACAAUUUGGGAAGAUUUUCUGCAAACUAGUAGCUCCCAGUCAAGACCUAUACAAUGGCUACUCUGAAGGAAAAGAGAACCUGUGGCCAAAGGUGUGAGGACUUUGGCCAUUUUGUUUGGAAUUCCGAUGAAGGGAAAUUUAUGGGAAGAACACCAAUAAGAUGGCUGUACAUCAGCCUGUAUUAUGUAGCAUUCUACGUGGUGAUGACAGCCUUGUUUUCCCUGGCCAUCUACGUACUCAUGUACACACUGGACCCGUACAAACCAGAUUACCAGGAUCGAUUAAAAUCGCCAGGUGUAAUGGUUUGGCCGGACACGUAUAAUGAUGAAGAGCUAGAGAUCACCUACAACAUGUCUGAUAAGAAUAACUGGAUGACAAAGUCUAAAAUACUUCAGGACUUCCUCGAACCAUACAACGAUACGAUACAGGCACAGUGCAAUCAUUACAACUGUACUUCUGGAAAGUACUUCAUCCAACACGCGUUCGACGCUCCAAAACAUACAAAGUGGUCCUGUCCAUUCUACCAAAGCAUGCUGGGUAACUGUUCCGGCAUUGACGACCCCACAUUUGGUUACAACACAGCCCAGCCAUGUGUAAUCAUCAAGAUGAACAGGAUCAUCAAUUUCCUGCCGAACAAUGGAACAGGAAGCGCGCCAUAUGUGAACUGCACUGCGCUAGAAGGUCAAGAUAAUGUUCGUGGCUAUACGUACUACCCCACUAAUGGAACUCUCGACCUUUCGUACUUUCCAUACUAUGGCAAGCUGGCCCAGCCAACCUACAUGAAUCCGCUGGUGGCUGUGAAACUUGAUCUCGUUAACCAGAGGCAUGCUGUGAUCCAGUGCAGGGUAAUGGCCAACAACAUCGCUCAUCAGAACUACUACGAUCCCUACGAAGGAAAAGUGAUCUUUCAUUUAACCGCUUUGAGUUAGCCAUGUUCAUUCAAAGAUUGUGCCUUGUUUUUUCAAUUUUAUUUUCCAUGUCAUUCCAGUAUGAAUCAAUAACACAAAAAAACUUUGCUUUGCAAAUCAACCUUUGUAUUAGAGACAAUCUUAAAGAUUUUUUAAAAAAAAAAUCUAGUUGCAUUAACUUGUCCAAAAUGUAUUGUUUUUUUAAUUUAAAAAUGGUAUGUAGGUUAAUUAUCAACAUACAGUAAGUCUUAAAAUAAAGAUAUGAAUAAAAGAGUACAAAUACCGUGUAUGCUUUUGUUAGCCCUUCCUGAAAUAAGAAGUUUAGACACACAGAAGAACUGCAGAACAACCCCAUGUCCAUAUAAACCCA